Molecule: messenger RNA, 1300 nt
Organism: Gasterosteus aculeatus aculeatus (three-spined stickleback)
Lineage: Eukaryota; Metazoa; Chordata; Actinopteri; Perciformes; Gasterosteidae
Source: RefSeq, a predicted model, not a curated record
CAGCAGGUUUCAUGCAUCAGCCCCUUUCUCAGACACACACACACACGCUGUCACACAGUUCAGUCAGUCUCUCCGCAGCGUUCGGCACCUCAAACUUUAUUUUCCGGCUCACGACUUUGGAAACCAGCAACGCUGCGAGCGGCCUGCUCGCUUCCUGCCGCCGCAGAGAACGCAGCCGGCUUACAGUGGCAUAAGAUAAAGGCCAUAGACACACUUCCUGUCACGCCUGCAGUCUUCUUAGUUUAAACCCAACCAAUGGAUCUUCUGAUGAGAACUUCGCUUUAAAGUACAAGGACUUCUAACUUCUAUAAAGCCGACUUUCUCCUCUACUCUGAGAAGGCAUGACAGGCAUGACAGACAUGACAGACAAAAAGCCAACCGUGCUGGUCCUUUCGCUCUGUCUGAUCGGCCUACUUUUACUGCUGUUCUUCUUUUACAAGAUGUUGAACAGGGAGGCCAAGGGCGAGUACACCGUGCGCCGCCUGGUGUAUAGGGAUGGAGGGGUCAGGGACCGGGUGAGAGGCGCGUUGUUGGCCCUGGGGACGCGCCUCGGAGUCCGGCUGUGGCCCUGGAGCGACGCCGAUGAGGAUGGAGAGGAGAUGCGGGAAGUGGAGGAUGAGGAGGGUCAGUUGGAGGAGGGGGGCAGCCAGUCGAGUGACAGCGAGGGGGACGGCGAGGAGGACGGGGAGCAGUGCAGCACGUCAAAGGGAGAGGAAGACGACGGACAUCGUAGCUCAGACUACGAGAGUUCGGAGGCCGGCGAGCCAGACAGAGUAACGGAUCAGGGGGAAGCAGGAGGGACGGGGGAGAAAGUGGGAGAUGGGGAAUGUAAAGGUGAGGCGAGUGGGGGAGCCGGGGUGUUGAUAGAUCUGAAGAAGUUCUCUGGAAGUGCCAUCUGGUCUGAGGAAGAGGGUGGUGGGCGCAUGCUCAGUGACGUGACUGCACUUUGAGAACAGGAUAAAACGAAAUAUCAAAUUACAGGGGUGGCUUCGGACGUAGCAGCCGACUCAGGUCUCGAUUCUCCUUCAUUAGAUGUUAAAAAUAUUGUGAAUCGGUUUUUUUUAAUUGUCAAUUGAGGUCUAAAUGAUGUUCCACCCCCCCCCUAAAAAAACAAGAGACGCAUAUUGAUAUGCAGGAGAACAAUGUAUUGCAAUUUGAAUGUGUGUAAAUGUUUACCUGUAAAACUUUUCAAAUUAACUUUGUAUCAUCGUCAGCAUAUUGCAUAGUGUUUAUUGUGGAUUUUUAAAACUUUAAAUGUCUAAUUUACAUGACAAUAAAAACUGACUGUGCUUGUAUCCUU